AGAGUGUAGCCGUUUUGGCUCAAGCCAGUUUGGCUCAAGUGGUUUCCUCGGCCCAACCAAUUACAGACUGCGCUGUAAGUUCCGAGCGCGCGAAACGUUUGAAUGCUUGACCUCUCGCACCUUCUCGCUGCCUGCCUUGUUGCACUCCCAGGUCGCAGCGCCGCUCUGGAGGUGGAGUUCGCGCCAGACCUCAGCUCAUACCGCGUGGCGCACGCCGGCUUCCCGCUCUUCGUUGCAGAGGGGGGCAUCGCGGUGUUCUGCGACGGCGCCUGGCACAGCCAGUCUCAGGGCUCGCUGCAGCUUGUCGGCCAGGUGCCCGUCUUCGGCACGGACGGCCAGCUCGGAGAUUACACGGGCAGCGAGCUGACCUGGAGGGCCGGCGGCACCAGGCUGGUGACCACUGCUUGGACGUACAAAACGGGUCGCGACGUGGCAUUCCAGUAUGCUUUCCCGGAUGGCGCCGCCGGCACAUCUACGGUGGAGCUCGCAGGCACCGACAGUUCCGAGGUCAUCGUGAACUUCCCUGCGUUUACUCGCGUGUCCUUGGCCAAUACGCUGUCUUGGGAGGGCAGCUUCGUUCAAGGAAAAUUGGAUCAGUGGUCAACAGGCCCGAGGGGCGGGCCGACUGUUUUCUUCAACAGCUCGGAUCCAGAGUUGAGAACCGUAGUAGUUGCAAGUGCCCUCGAUAAUUUCAAGGCGACAUCUGCUGGACCUGGGAGGACCUGGAAUGGCACGCGGGCGUGGGUGCCUGGAACACCUGGCACAAUUGUCAGCCUUCCCAAAGGGUGGACCCAGACAUUCUUGCUGCACUUGGGGGCAUCAAGGGGCAUCACUGCUGCGAUCGGUGAGUGGGGUGAACUGCUACAAGCAGUGCACAGGACUCGGAAGUUGCAGGACGUGACGUUGGACAAAAUCGGUUAUCAGACUGAUAACGGUGCCUACUACGUGUUCUGUCGAGGCAAUUGCUCCGACUUCCUUUUGAAAAAGACGUCGGAGCUUACGAAGCUUGGUGUUCCCAUGGGGUACCUAUCGUUCCAAGGAUCAGGGGCAUCUUCCUUGUCGAAAUCGACGGGUGCAGACCGCUUUGAAGGAGGCGCACCAUGGUGUGUCAACACGUGGGGUGUCGAUGGAGGCCUCGGCGGGCAGUACCCGCUGCCUCUGCCAAGCUUUCAUAAAGCGUUGGGCUUGCCCCUGCAGCUCUACGCGCCAUACUUCUGCCCAUCGUCCGAGUACUUCAACGCCACUUCCCAGUGGACCUCUGUGAAGAGUGAUGCAAGCGUCUGUCCAGGUUAUGACUUUCAAGACGUCGCACCGCACCAAUCCCGCGCCUUCUACGAUUGGUUUUUUGCCAAGGGGUUGACGGUCGGCAUGGUGUCCUUCGAGCCAGACUUCAUGAACCAGAACUAUAAUUGUGUACCCGCAUUUACGCGAUCGGCCACCAAUGCCACCAUAUGGCAGCAUGGCAUGGCCGAUGCCGCGUUGGCAAAGAACUUGUCCAUCCAGUGGUGCUACGCCGCUCCGACUGACGUGCUUGCGUCCCUGAAAAUGCCAGCCGUGACCAACUUCCGUGUCUCCACUGAUUUCUGUUAUGGCAACAGCUGGGAUGUGGGAGUCUCCUCGCUGCUCGUGUGGGCUGUCGCCGCAGCACCCUCGAAAGACACGCUGUGGACUUCCGACAAUGGCCGCUUUCAGGUCGCCGGCUGCCCAUGGACUCCCGACCACGAAAAUCCUGGGACAGAGUUGCACGUCGUCUUGGCGCUGAUGACCACAGGCCCAGUGGGAAUCUCGGAUGGCAUCGGCUUCACCAACGCCCGCUUGAUCAUGCGGACGAUGCGGGCAGAUGGCAUGUUACUAAAGCCAUCGAAGCCGGCGACGAGCGUGGACUCUUCCUUGGCUCGGAGCCCUCGCAGUCCACCAGGCGUUGUGUAUUCGACGUUCUCCGGCAGCAGCAAGCAGGAGGUGAUGGCGCACUACUUCGUGUCCUUCAUGAUGAAGACGAAUUGGACCAUAGCGGCCGACGACUUCUACCCACCCCUGCGGGCUGGAACCACUUACGUGUACCGCCGCUUCCGUGACGGAGCCCGCUGUACAAAUGGCACCGCAGGAGCCCUGUGUGUGGCCACACUCUUGGGCAGCGGUGAUGUUUCAAAGCUGGCCCUACCUAUCCCCAAGUCUGACUGGAGCAACACCACUGGUGGCACCAACUAUGCGCCGAUUGUCAUCACAGUUUUCCCAGUUUGCGCUUCGGGGUGGGCAUUGCUCGGUGAUCUUACUAAGUACGUCGCUGUCUCAACGGUGCGCUUCCAGAACGUGGUCUGCACAGCCAAGGGCAUCUCGGCCGUGGUGCUAGGGCUGCCUGGCGAGAUUGUAACGGUCACCUUCUUGAAGCCUCACGGCGAAUCCACAGUGGCAUCUGAGUCUCUCGAGUUGACCCUUGCCAUCCCAUCUCACGGCUCCGCGUCGCUCGACCUGCCGAGGGGGCCGAGCGACGUGCAGGUCCUGGUCUGAGCAGCGCCUGCUUCCACGCCCCGAGCCUCGCCUGCGCGCGCACUCCUGCGCUCCCUGUCGCCCCUUGCGGGCCAGAGCCCCCUCGUCGCCGUCGUCACCGACCUCGUCGGCGUCGUCGUCGGCGGCGUCGCCGUCGUCGUCGGCGUCGUCUGCGUCGCCGGCGCGCCGCAGACGACGCCGCCGACGCCGUGGCGUCGUCGUCGCCGCCGGGCCAAACAACGGCAGCCCGCUCCACCCAAAAGCGGUACCCAGAGCCGCUGCCCCAGGUUGCGCAGCACGGCACCGUCGCCGAGCCGCCUCGCGCGGAGGAGGGGCGGCGCAUGCCUAAUGAGCGCCUUCGAUAGCGGUCCCCGACAGUCAUGCUCGCCGCUCCGCGCGGGGCACGUGAAAUAGUCCGAUACAUGCACAUAUCUAUAUAUGUAUAUAU
Prorocentrum cordatum is the source of this 2935-nucleotide messenger RNA. The record is from the annotation of a GenBank genome assembly. NCBI's taxonomy places the organism in Eukaryota, Dinophyceae, Prorocentrales, Prorocentraceae.